GUUUUCGCGUACAUACACUUCAGGGGAAAGGGGACUGCCCAGAUCGAGGGAGAACGCAGUGCUCACUGCUGUGCGCGCCCAUGUAAAUGUCAACUGAAGCACAUUAAUGCAAUAAUAUCAUCAAAUCAUAACUACAGCUAACAUCAAUUCGUUGAAUACGUUGUGACAUCAGAAUAUUUUAGAAAUUCAGCAAAUUUACACAACUUUCUCACCAUGGAUGGUCCUGGUACUAUCACAUGGGAAGAGUUCGUUAAAAAUGCCGAAGAUAUGAUAAAAGUUUCUGCCAGAAUUUCUGAUGGCUGGGAAUUUUUAGGGGAAAAGGACGUUACUGGAGAAGCAUACUUGAAGCGAGUUGAAAAACACAUGCUACCUUCGAAUCAUUCUAUUUUUCUCGAUGAUACAAGCUUAGAAAACGAGGAUGAAGUAGAAAAGGAUCCAUUUGAAUUUGAUGCAGAUGGCAACGAGAAAUUAAGGCCAUUAAUAAUAGAGCAUAAUAUAUUAUGGUCAGAAAGUUAUGGUGUUCCAGUAAUUUAUUUCAAUGGAUGGAAAUCUGAUUACGUUAAUUGCAACGGGGUCAGCUGCGAAGAGGCACAACAAUUUUCCUGCGACGAAGCCGACAGACUGGGCUACGGUGAAUUGUCGCAAGCCAUUCACCCGAUUCGCAAGCAACCGUACCUUUGGCUUCAUCCCUGUGCUUCAAGCAAAUUAAUUCAGAACACGAGCAAUAGCUCCAACAAGUUGGUAAGUUGGUUGAGUAGCAUCGCAGCACGGGCUCUCGGGCUAAGAGUCAAGCCCGAAUACUACCAGUUGACGCUGAACGACAACAUCGCCACUAAUGCAUCUCUGCGGCACGUGUAA
Trichogramma pretiosum is the source of this 858-nucleotide messenger RNA. RefSeq names its product ubiquitin-like-conjugating enzyme ATG10 (gene Atg10). Gene Ontology annotation, molecular function: Atg12 transferase activity. Gene Ontology annotation, cellular component: intracellular anatomical structure. The coding region runs from base 214 to 858 and encodes 214 amino acids. The transcript is spliced from 5 exons. The record is from RefSeq and is a predicted model, not a curated record. Lineage: Eukaryota; Metazoa; Arthropoda; Insecta; Hymenoptera; Trichogrammatidae. Gene Ontology annotation, biological process: macroautophagy; protein lipidation; protein modification by small protein conjugation.